CUUUAGUGUUACUUUGACUCCAAGAGAGGUUGGUUCGCAUGAGCAGCGCGCGUACGAACUUAAAUCAGUUAUUCGUGAGAGUCCGGUGUAAACAGUGACUGUGAUAUGAUCGUUUAUUAACUGCAAAUGCGUUUUAAACCUAAUGAGUUUUUCCAAGCGGUGAAAUGGUCAGGCUAAAACAAUAAAAAAAGAAAAAAAAAUAGUUUCCAGUAUUUUCGCGAUGUGGCUGGAACUGGUGUUGAAUUUGAUGUUUUUGGCGACUUGUUUGUCCGCAACUCGAUACGAUGGUCCCGAGGGUUGCACCUGGUUACCGGAUAACAACGAUACGUCUUCAUCAAAGUUCAGCGUGACGUGCAGAGUGAGGACUUUGGAUGGCACCGGCACCAACAUCAGUGCUUUGCCCGCCGAAAUCACUUCAAAAUUGCGUUUGUUAUGCAGUGAGGUGUUGUUCUUCGAAAGCGCGCUUCCGACACAAGGACUGCAACGUCUCCACGAACUCGAAGAGUUACAAAUUACCAAUUGCAAACUCCUCAACAUCGACGCGGAUUCGUUUGAGGGCUUGUACAAUGUGAAGAGGUUGGCAAUUAACACGUUCAAUUCGGAAUGGAGUUCGAGUAAGACCCUUGAUAUCAACGCCGACAGUUUGAACGGACUCAAAGAACUACAAAUCCUGGAUCUGGCCAAUAAUAAUAUCCGGGCUGUCGUCGAUGGCACUUUCUGUUCGCUCGCAAAUCUGCAAACUCUCAAUUUGACGAGGAAUCGAAUUAAAAGUCCGGAACGAUUUGGUUUUAAUUUACCGGAGUGCAGUAACAGUGAAUUGCAAAAUCUCGAUUUGUCAUACAAUGAGUUGAGAGCGUUGACUGAGAACUCUGGUUUUUCACGGCUUCGGCGACUGCAACAGCUCGACUUGAAGAACAACAACAUCAGCGACAUUUCCGGUGAGGCCCUCGCCGGAUUAGUGUCUCUCAGAAUGUUGAAUUUGGCAAAUAACAAAAUUGAGAGCCUUCCUGAAGGGUUGUUUGCUGGUUCACGUGAAUUACGUGAGAUUCAUCUUCAAAAUAAUUCCCUCUUUUCGUUGGCCAAAGGGCUGUUUCAUCGGUUAGAGCAAUUGCUGAUUCUUGAUUUGUCGGGAAAUCAGCUGACAAGUAAUCAUGUCGAUGCAGGAACUUUCGCUGGUCUUAUUCGUUUGAUUGUUUUGAAUUUGUCUCACAAUGCUUUGACUCGCAUUGACAGCAAAACUUUCAAAGAUUUGUAUUUUCUUCAAAUAUUGGAUUUGAGAAAUAACUCAAUCGGUUUUAUCGAGGACAACGCUUUUAUUCCUCUCUACAAUUUGCAUACUUUAAAUCUCGCUGAAAAUCGUCUUAACACCAUUGGUCCAUUAUUAUUCAACGGUUUGUUCGUUCUUAGUAAACUCACUCUAAACAAUAAUUUGGUGGUUAGCAUCGAUUCAACAGCAUUCCGUAAUUGUUCGGCUUUGAAAGAACUCGAUCUGAGUUCGAAUGCUCUUCAGGAAGUGCCUGACGCGUUGAAAGAACUUUCCUUCUUGAAAACGUUGGAUUUAGGCGAAAAUCAGAUUAGUGACUUUCGAAAUGGUUCUUUUAAAAAUUUGAAUCAACUGACCGGUUUAAGACUCAUCGAUAACAACAUUGGGAAUUUAACCCGGGGGAUGUUGUGGGAUUUGCCGAGCUUACAAGUGCUUAAUCUCGCCAAAAACAAAAUUCAAAGUAUCGAAAGAGGAACUUUUGAUAGAAACACCCAACUAGAAGCUAUCCGCCUCGACGAGAAUUUCCUAACAGACAUUAACGGUGUGUUCGCGACUCUCGCGAGUUUGUUGUGGUUGAACUUGUCCGAUAAUCACUUAGUGUGGUUCGAUUACGCUUUUAUUCCCAGUAACCUCAAAUGGUUGGACAUUCAUCGCAAUUUCAUCGAACACCUCGGUAAUUAUUACAAAAUCCAAGACGAAAUCCGAGUGAAAACUCUCGAUGCUAGUCAUAACCGCAUUACUGAAAUUUCACCGAUGUCGAUUCCCAACAGCGUUGAGCUUUUGUUUAUCAACAAUAAUUUUAUAAAAAUUGUGCAUCCAAAUACGUUCCUGGACAAAACUAGUCUGGCCCGCGUGGACAUGUAUGCCAAUGAUUUAGUAAAUCUGGACAUGAACGCGUUGAGGCUGUCGCCGGUGCCGCCGAACCGGUCUCUGCCUGAAAUCUACCUGGGUGGCAACCCCUUUCACUGCGACUGCACCAUGGAAUGGCUGCACCCGGUCAACAACAUGUCUGCUUCCAGGCAAUACCCCCGGGUGAUGGACCUCGACAAUGUCAUGUGCAAAAUGACCCACUCGCGAGGUAUGGCCCACAUGUCUCUGACCCGAGCUAAAACUAGUGACUUUUUAUGCACUUACGAGACGCAUUGUUUCGCCCUUUGCCAUUGCUGUGACUUCGAUGCUUGUGAUUGCGAGAUGACGUGCCCCAAUAACUGUUCUUGCUACCACGACCAGACCUGGAACACCAACGUUGUUGACUGUUCGGGCCAGAACGCCAUCGAGAUCCCUCACAGAAUUCCGAUGGACGCCACCGAAGUGUAUCUUGACGGCAACGACUUCAGGGAACUGCAAAACCACGUUUUUAUCGGUCGGAAAAAUAUGCGAGUGUUGUUCGUUAAUAAUAGUGGAAUCGAAACGAUUCAGAAUAGUACUUUUAACGGUCUCCACACAUUGCAGACUUUACAUCUUGAGGACAAUAAAAUUUAUGCGUUGGAGGGUUACGAAUUCGAGCAUUUGUCGAAUUUGAAAGAACUCUAUCUGCAGAAUAAUGUGAUUUCGAGCAUCGGGAAUAAAACUCUGGAGCCGUUAAAGAGUUUGGAGAUUUUGCGAUUGGACGGUAAUAAAUUAGUGGUGUUUCCGGUGUGGCAAUUGUCAUCGAACUCCCACUUGACCGAGAUAAGUUUAGCCAAUAAUCGCUGGUCGUGCCGCUGCAAAUUCCUGCAGGAGUUUACCGCUUGGGUUGGUGAUAAUGCCCCGAAAGUCGUCGAUAGUGCCGCGAUUCAGUGUUACAACGGAGAGGUAACGCCGCCUCAGCGUCGCGACCUUGACUUCAACAGCACCGCGUGCAGUGACUUUUACGCCGGAAGUUCCGUUAUAGACUCGAUGUUAGUUUCGGACUAUUGGAAAAUGGUUGUAGUGACUUUAUGCAUUGUGAUUUUGUUACUCUUGGGCGUCGUUCUUUGGUUCGUGUUUCGUGAUCCUGUUCGCGUCUGGCUUUACUCGCGUUACGGAAUAAGACUAUGUAGUUUUCGGGCAGCCGCCGCCAAACAAUACGAAGACAGAGACAAAUUGUACGACGCUUUCGUGUGUUACAGUCCCAAAGACGAAGAGUGGGUUGUCCAGGCGUUGGCCGCCGAAUUAGAGUCAAACUUUCAGCUCUGUCUCCACUACCGAGACUUACCACACGCCGCCUACCUGCAGCAUGCUGCACCCGCCGUCCUUGAGGCAGCGGAAGCCAGCCGAAGAGUCUUAAUCAUUCUCACUCGCAAUUUCCUUCAAACUGAAUGGUCCCGUUUUGAGCUACGUCAAGCCUUGCACGAAGCGCUCAAAGGGCGGGUGUUUAAGUUGGUUAUCUUGGAAGAAGGUCCCCUCCCCGAGGCUGAACUCGAUCCCGAGCUCAGGCCCUAUUUAAAGACUGGAAAUAGAGUACGAUGGGGUGAAAAGCGAUUUUGGGAGAAGCUGAGAUACGCGAUGCCUUCAGGUGAACCGAGAGGGAAGAUUAACGCCAAUUACCGAAGAAACAUCAACAAUUACACAAUCGAUUCGAGGGUUGUAGCAAACGGAACUCAUAGCCAUACAUAUCCAGAGAAGAUUAAGACUCAGGGACCUCCUUCUCCCGGCAUGCAGAUGUUCCCGCCGCCGGCAUAUUCUGCCGGGGCACCGCACGAAGCAGAUGAUGCGAAUUACUCCUCGGCGACGACGGCUACGCCUUCUCCUAGACCCAUGAGACGGGCGCAAGAACCUAGGCCCAUCUCUGAUCACAUUUACUCCAGUAUCGAUUCCGAUUACAGCACCCUAGAACGUGGGGGGUCCGGCAGGAGAGGGCCUCCAUGGAGACCCCACGUUAUGAUGCAGACUGCAGGCGUUAACAACGGCGGCCAGGCCUAUCUCGUGUGAUAACUUAAUUGACUGACUAGGUAUACAUAAAGACUCGAACUGAACAAUAUUUAAAAUUAUAAUGAUGAAAACUUGAGUCGAAAACGUGUAAUUUUAUUGUUUGUAUUAUUUUUGUACAUUACUUGUAAAUAGAUCAAAUAUUUAUUUGUUUA
Messenger RNA from Tribolium madens (black flour beetle), 4308 nucleotides. It is a transcript of the gene Toll-7, whose product is annotated as toll-like receptor 7. The coding region runs from base 221 to 4156 and encodes 1311 amino acids. Lineage: Eukaryota; Metazoa; Arthropoda; Insecta; Coleoptera; Tenebrionidae. Gene Ontology annotation, biological process: signal transduction. The transcript has a single exon. Gene Ontology annotation, molecular function: protein binding. The record is from RefSeq and is a predicted model, not a curated record.